Molecule: messenger RNA, 2275 nt
Organism: Anas platyrhynchos (mallard)
Lineage: Eukaryota; Metazoa; Chordata; Aves; Anseriformes; Anatidae
Source: RefSeq, a predicted model, not a curated record
GAGGUGAGCGACCUUAGCCAGUGGCUUUCCCUGGAGGUCUGGAGAGGCCCCUGCUGGGGACAAGCACCUCGUGCUUGCCAAAGGCAGUGGACUGGGCACCCAGCUGCAAUGGGAUGGUGGUGCCAGCCCUGCAGAGCUCCCCAGACAUUGCCCUAGGGGCAGAGCUGCUCCAGGAGGGUUAUUGCAGCCAGGAACUGGGCAAAGGUUGGGAAAGUUGGGCGGAGCCUUGUGCUUUUUGCAGCUCUGCUGAGUGCCGUGAGGGACAUCUACCUUGGCUUGGAGAAAAACCCCUGGGGGGCCCCCUGCCCCCUGGGGGACCUCUCUCUCAGAUGGGGCUCCCCUGGGGCUGCAGCCACCCCAGCCUCACCAGCCAUGCCAGGGGCCUCCUGACUUCCCUCGUCACUCUGCUCCUCCUCUGGCUGGGCUCAGCCCAGCUCAGAGUGGAGGGACCAGGACACACUGUCACUGCCACCGUGGGGCAGGAUGUCAUGCUGCCCUGCCACUUGUCCCCUCAACGCGACGCUCGCACCCUGGAGGUAAGGUGGAUUCGGCACAGGUUAUCUGAGACAGUGCACCACUACCGCAAUGGAGAGGACCUGUACGGGGAGCAGAUGGAGGCAUAUGCCGGGAGGACAGAGUUGGCCAGAGAUGGUCUCUCUGCUGGAAGACUGGACUUGCGAAUCAUGGGGCUGAGACCCUCUGAUGAUGGCCAGUACUUCUGCACUGUUGGAGAUGUUGAUGCUUAUGCUGAAACCAUUGUGGAGCUGGAGGUGUCAGCCACAGGCGCUGACCCCCACCUCUCCCUGGGGGACUACGAGGCCGGAGGCGUCCGGGUGCUGUGUCGAUCGGCCGGCUGGUACCCGCUGCCGCAGCUGCUGUGGAGGGAUGCUCGCGGGCAGCACCUGCCCUCGGUCUCCCAGACACAUUCCCAGGACCAGGAGGGGCUCUUUGAAAUUGAAGGCGCUGUCAUCAUGACCGGGAGCGUGGAGGGGCCCUUGUCCUGUGUGGUCAGGAACAGCCGCCUCCAGCAGGAGCGGGAAUCAUCCCUGCACAUUGCAGUUCCCUUCUUCCACAACGCCCAGCCCUGGAUGGUGGCUCUGGCUCUGGUCCUCGUGCUUUUGGCUGUGUCCAUUGGCCUCGGUGUUUAUCUCUUUCGAAAGCAAGUGGCACAGAGCCGAGAGCUGGCGAAAAAGGAUGCAAAGCUGGGGAAACAAGCUGCAGAGAUAGAAGAAAAAGCUGAAAGACUGGAGGAACAAGCUGCAGAGCUGGUGAGAAAAGAAGCAAGGAUGGUGGAACAAGCUGCAGAGCUGGCAUGGAGAAGGUCUCUCCUGCCUCAUAAUAGAGUGAAGGUGACCCUGGAUCCACGCACGGCUCAUCCCUGGCUUGUUGUGUCUCAGGACAAGAGCAGUGUGAGAUGCAAUAGUGAACGGCAGCAGGUGCCUGACACACCAGAGAGAUUUCACAAUAGAUUAUGCGUUCUGGGCCAUGAAGAGUUCACAGAGGGGAGGCACUGCUGGUUGGUGGAGGUGGAGGGAGAGCGGCUAAAGUAUUCUUCGUGGGCUGUGGGGGUGACCAGGGCAUCUGUGGAGAGGAAGAAGAGGAUCAACAUGAGCCCUGAAGAAGGGAUCUGGGCUGUGCAAUACAAUCUUUACUUUCACAGCAGCCUCCUUCAAUGGCGAGACCAUCCGCCCCUGGUUCUGGGUGCAGACACUGAGAACUCAGCUGUGCCUGAGGGACAGCACCCCCAAGACCCUGUCCCCAGCCCUGGAGGGCUCCUGCCUUUCUCCAGACACUCCUGCAUCACCUCUCCUUGCUCCUGCAGGAGCAGCACAGGAAUGACGGGCAGUAGUGCCAGGGACUCUCCUUUAUUCCUCCCUGCUGCUGGAAGAGGGCUGGGAUGCUGCAAGCAGGGACCAGGCCCCUUGCAGCCCCUGGGCUCUGCCCUGCACGUGGCUCCUGUGCUGGGGCACAAGCCCUUCUGGCACCCACGGGUCUCACCCUGCCUCUGAGCCCCUGCAGGCAGCACAGGGGCUGCAGCAGUUCUCCACGCUCCUCUCCCCUCUUCUUGCAGACCCCAGGGCAAGGGAUGUGGUCACAGUGUGCUGCCGGCCAUUGGAGACCACCUUUGCCUCCUAGUUUGGGGUUGAUCUUUGCUCUGUGCCUGGUGCUGAGCAUGAGCAGCCUGAGGGGGCUCUUUGUUCCCUCCUCUGGAGCACAUCUAUGGAAGAUGCAGCAGCAGGACUGUGUCAAAUAAAGUUUUGUACAGGAAGAUGGA